AUGAGUGACAAUCACCCCGAGGGAAUUCCGCCCAUUCCGGGCUUGGGAUCUCAGGGCUACUCCAUGCCUCCAGCAACUCCUCGCCCUCGCCCUGCUGUUUGGCCCUCUCGAGUCUUUCCCGUCAUUCCUCUUGUGCCUAUCCCAUCGGCACGGACUAAGGAUGACAGCACUUCGGAGCGCCCAUCAACUCCCGCUCCGGUUGAUGAUGACUUGUCUGCUGGUGUUUCCUGCCGUCUCAAUGAACGCACUCAGGGUGUCAGCAUUUCGGAGACUCAAUCAACCCCUGUUCCAUCUGUUGAUGAAUUUUUCGAUAAAACUUUCCCCCAUCGCAAUGAACGCACUCAGGGUGUUAGGAUUUCGGAGAAUCAGGCGACUCCUGCCCUACUUGAUGAUGACUGGCUCGCUCGAGCUUUCCCCCGUCACUAUGAAUACCCUUGGACCCAGCGGCAACCCACUGCUGCGGAGCUUUGGCAGCAACAGUCAUCUCGUGCUGAAGUGGAUGAUAACCCUUAUUCUCUCGCCCAUGUGCCUCGCCGUGAUACCCAGUCACAGUAUCUGGCUACUCCUGUCCCGGCAACUCCUAUGAAUCGAAAUCUCGGUGUUCGCCAAAUGGCUGCUGCGACUCCUGUUCCGACAACUCCUAUGAACUUCAAUCUCGGCGUUCGCCAAAUUGCUGCUUACGAUCCUGCCGGCUCUGUCUUUGAUGAGGCCUCCAUUCAUCAGCCCCGACUGCUCGCUGAAGGAUUCAUUCCUGCUGGCCAGAUUCGUCCUCCUCCUGGGCUUACUCAUCCGGACAUGGCGCAUCCUUCCGAUUCUCCUCUGACUGUCCGACCCAGCCAUCCUAGCCCUGGUCAUGUUCGGUCUACUCCUCAGGUCCACUCUCAGAGCCUUCUGCCCUAUUCACCCCCUACUCCGCGAACCGUCCCUCGUCGCUUCCGUGUGGCAAACAUUGAUACCGACACCGACCCUAUGUUGGCCCUUCAAAUUGCCCAGCACUUCAAGUCAGCGAUCGGUCCGUUCGUCACAGAGUUGAACACCAAGGGUCAUUUCUACAUCGGCUUUGAUGAUCUUAACGACGCACUUAAAUGGAUGGACAUGAUCCAGAGGGCGCAAAUCGGAUGGCAUGUGUAUCCCCUGUCGGUGGAUGAAUUCAAUGAUGCCACUAGACUGCCCUUCCCGAUUUCUGCGGAUCUGGACGAUGUGGUGAUUGUUACCGCUUGGUGCGGACCACAGUCUCCUGUGAAAGUUUCGAACGUCGUGGAUCAUGUGUUGCCGUUCCUGCAACUGGUUGGAGUUGUUUACUCGGCUGUGGUUCUGCCUGGACAAGAGGAUUACCCUUUGAUGGUCCGGUACUAUGAGGUGGAGGUCAGAUACCGCCAGAUCCAGUCGGCUCUCAACGCAAUCAGGGCCCUGAACGGGAUUCGCGAUGCUGUCCUCGUUCUCGAAGUGAUGCCUCCCGUGGCCGGUAGUCACUUCGCCACCACGUCCAAGGCCCGCCACGACUACGAAGCUGGCAUGAAGGACUCCCGGCCGCCGCGGCACCAACUCGGGCCGCCCCCCGUUACGCCCCGGACCCCCGUCAGCGGUCGUGACGACCAAGAACACGCGAUCGACCUGAACAAGAUCGCGUGCGGCACUGAUGGCCGAACAGCCAUCAUGUGCCGCAACAUCCCGAACAAGAUGACUUGGAGAGAAUUCAAGUCCGUCUUGGACAUGUCGAGCGCCGGGCGCUACGACUAUGUCUAUCUCCGAAUUGACUUCGGAGCCAACCAGAACGUCGGCUACGCGUUCGUGAAUUUCGCGACGCCCGCCGACAUCGCGACCUUUGUUCGGGCCCGUGCCGGGCGUACCUGGCCUGGCUUCGAGCGAUUUACUGGAAAAAUCGCCGAAGCCAGUUAUGCUGAUGUUCAGGGAUUGAGCACCCUGAUCGAGCGAUUCCGGAAUAGUCCGGUAAUCCUCAACCACCCGGACAACCGUCCAAGACUGUUCCACACCAGUGGACCCAAGACCGGCGCGGAGGCGUUUUUCCCGCUGGUCAGCAAUUUCUACACCCUGUCGAUGGGUGUUUUCCGCAGCCAGGUUGAUGCUGGUCUGCGCGGGGCUGAGACCCCCACCGCCACCCGCAGGGCUGGCCGACCUCGACUUCCCCCCCAGCCGAGGAUUACCCCACCAACAACUAGGUGGCGGUUCGACGACCCCGUUGCCCCGAAGCCCGGGCUCAUCCCCCCCCGUGGCUGA
Molecule: messenger RNA, 2238 nt
Organism: Penicillium subrubescens
Lineage: Eukaryota; Fungi; Ascomycota; Eurotiomycetes; Eurotiales; Aspergillaceae
Product: putative meiosis protein MEI2
Exons: 14
Coding region: 1-2238 (745 amino acids)
Molecular function (GO): RNA binding
Source: RefSeq, a predicted model, not a curated record